Messenger RNA from Tarenaya hassleriana, 1477 nucleotides. RefSeq names its product casein kinase II subunit alpha-2-like. Lineage: Eukaryota; Viridiplantae; Streptophyta; Magnoliopsida; Brassicales; Cleomaceae. Gene Ontology annotation, biological process: protein phosphorylation. Bases 39 to 1268 code for a protein of 409 amino acids. The transcript is spliced from 10 exons. Gene Ontology annotation, molecular function: protein serine/threonine kinase activity; ATP binding. Gene Ontology annotation, cellular component: protein kinase CK2 complex; nucleus; cytosol. The record is from RefSeq and is a predicted model, not a curated record.
CCAAAAGGAAAAAAAUCCGGUGUGGAAGAGCGCAGUGAAUGAUAGAUGCACUUAUCUUUUUCUCCUGCUUCUUCCUCUCUUCAUCUCUCCGACGUCUUCUGUUAGCGUGCGCCGUCUUGACCCUACGUGCGCCGUUGGUGCACUCUCCUAUCCUGCGCUCACCUGUCGUUACCUUCGCCUCCGCCGCAUCUGACGUUUCCGGUGGUAAGGUCGAUCGCCUCGAUACCGAUAUUCUCGUCGAGAUCUCCGGUUCCAGUCGCCGAGCGAUGUCGAAAGCUCGUGUUUACACCGAUAUCAAUGUGAUGCGUCCCAAGGAGUAUUGGGAUUAUGAGUCUCUUAACGUUCAAUGGGGAGAUCAAGAUGAUUACGAGGUUGUCAGGAAGGUCGGGCGUGGGAAAUACAGUGAGGUUUUUGAGGGCAUAAACGUGAAUACCAAUGAUAAGUGUGUAAUCAAGAUCCUCAAGCCUGUUAAGAAAAAGAAGAUAAGAAGGGAGAUCAAAAUACUUCAGAACAUCUGUGGUGGGCCAAACAUUGUCAAGUUGCUUGAUGUUGUCCGAGAUCAACACUCAAAAACCCCGAGCUUGAUAUUUGAGUAUGUUAACAACACAGAUUUCAAAGUUCUGUAUCCUACAUUGACCGAUUAUGACAUCCGCUACUACAUCUAUGAGCUGUUGAAGGCACUGGACUUCUGCCAUUCACAAGGUAUAAUGCACAGAGAUGUCAAGCCACACAAUGUCAUGAUAGACCAUGAGCUGCGUAAACUUCGCCUGAUAGAUUGGGGUCUUGCUGAAUUUUAUCAUCCUGGAAAAGAGUAUAACGUUCGUGUGGCCUCAAGAUACUUCAAGGGACCCGAACUUCUAGUGGAUUUACAGGACUAUGACUAUUCAUUGGACAUGUGGAGUCUUGGUUGCAUGUUUGCUGGGAUGAUAUUCCGCAAGGAACCAUUCUUUUAUGGCCAUGACAACCAGGAUCAGCUUGUCAAAAUUGCCAAGGUGUUGGGAACUGAUGAAUUGAAUGCAUAUCUGAACAAGUAUCAGUUGGAACUUGAUCCUCAACUAGAAGCACUUGUUGGGAGGCAUAGCAGGAAGCCUUGGCCGAAAUUCAUCAAUGCGGACAAUCAGCAUUUGGUCUCACCUGAGGCAAUUGAUUUCCUGGACAAGCUACUUCGGUAUGACCAUCAAGAUAGACUAACUGCGAAAGAAGCCAUGAGACACCCAUAUUUUGGGCAAGUGAGGGCAGCAGAGAGCAGCAGAAUGCGGAUGCAGUAAGUUCAAAAGAGACGCAAAGGCAAAGGCAAGUUUGGUGAUAAUUUUCACAUUUGAGAUUUUUUUUAAAAAAAAAUUUGCUGAAGAAGUUAUGUCAGACUCUGCUUUGUAAUGAAUUUGGGUGUCAUGUGAAGAAGCGUUACUUGGAAUAUAUAUUGUGAAAUCGUCUACUAUGUUAGUGGGUGUAAUAAGGAUUGGAGUUUAAUGAUGAA